This is a messenger RNA of Xiphias gladius (swordfish), 4062 nucleotides long. RefSeq names its product protein quaking-B-like. Gene Ontology annotation, biological process: regulation of mRNA splicing, via spliceosome. The transcript is spliced from 6 exons. Lineage: Eukaryota; Metazoa; Chordata; Actinopteri; Istiophoriformes; Xiphiidae. The coding region runs from base 1 to 1026 and encodes 341 amino acids. Gene Ontology annotation, molecular function: mRNA binding. The record is from RefSeq and is a predicted model, not a curated record. Gene Ontology annotation, cellular component: nucleus.
AUGGUGGGGGAGAUGGAGGGGAAGGAGAAGCCCAGGCCCAGUCCGGAUUAUCUGAUGCAGCUCAUGAACGACAAGAAGCUGAUGAGCAGUCUGCCGAACUUCUGCGGCAUCUUCCAGCACCUGGAGAGACUGCUGGACGAGGAGAUCAGCCGUGUGAGGAAGGACAUGUAUAACGACACUCUGAAUGGUUCAGAGAGAAGCAGCGAGCUGCCGGAUGCUGUCGGUCCGACUGUCCAACUGCAGGAAAAACUCUACGUCCCUGUGAAGGAGUACCCUGAUUUUAACUUUGUGGGGAGGAUUCUGGGUCCUCGUGGUCUGACAGCGAAGCAGCUGGAGGCUGAAACAGGAUGUAAGAUCAUGGUGAGAGGGAAGGGCUCCAUGAGAGACAAAAAGAAGGAGGAGCAGAAUCGAGGGAAGCCUAAUUGGGAGCACCUGAACGAGGAUCUUCAUGUCCUCAUCACAGUGGAAGACGCUCAGAACAGAGCUGAGAUCAAACUCAAACGAGCUGUGGAGGAGGUCAACAAGCUGCUGGUGCCUGCUGCGGAGGGGGAAGACAGUCUGAAGAAGAUGCAGCUGAUGGAAUUAGCGAUCCUGAACGGGACCUACAGAGACGCUAACAUCAAACCCUCCUCCCUUGCCUUCUCUCUUGCAGCCUCCACUCAGACUCCUCGUGUCCUCUCUGGUCCAGCCCCCAUCUUAGCCCCGCCCACCACCCUUCGUACACCUGCCCCCACAGGCCCUGCCCUCAUGCCUCUGAUUCGUCAGAUUCAGACGGUGCUGCCCAAUGGAACGCCAGCUCUGAUGCCGGGGGCGGGGCCUGAGUCCAGUCUGAUCUACGCAGCGCCGUACGACUACCCAUACGCUCUGGCUGCACCAGCCUCCAUCUUGGAGUACCCCCUGGACUCUGGCGGGGUGUUAGGUAAGCCCGCCCCCCCUUGUUCCUGCGACUGCUCGCCCACCCCCCAUCACCACCCCCAUGGCCAGUGGAGCCCCGCCCCCACACUGCUCCUUAGACACACCUCCUAAGAGAGAGAAAACAAGCAUUCCUCUGCCUCCACACCACACCUCCUCCACAACAAACACACACACACACACACACACACACAAACACGCCUUGUUCACAGCUGAAACCUGCUGUGCAGGUGUCACCCCCUGCUGGACUGAGUCAUCAACAGUAACUCGGAGGUCUUCACAGGUCCAAGGUGUUGGACCAGAUCCAAAAUCAACCUGAUGAAAACCAUUACUCUCUACAGAGAAAGAGCUGAUCUGAACAGACCUGAGGAUACUUAGACCUGAUCAAGAAUGUGUUGGACCAGAACAGACCCUGAUGGAGAAAACUGCAGCAAUAAAAAAUUAAUUUCAGUCAUAGAAACUAACUCCAUAAAUUAGUUUAUACAUUCAGAGACUCAUUUAUAGUAAUAAUGUCAACUUUAGAUGUUCUUUCAACGGACUGAAGAUCAGCAAUCCGUUUUAUAUCUGUUGAUCAAAUUCAACAUCAGGCUUUAACAGGCUGCUGGUUCCCUAAAAUACUUGCUCCUACUGAGCUUGCGCACUAUCAGGAAAGAUAUCGAGUAGAAAAAGUCAAGGAAAAAGUUACGAUAAUACGACAAAAAGACGUUAUAAUAUUCAAAGAGAAAAAUGUUGUAAAAUUUGGAGGGAAAACUCAUUGUAUUUCCACAAAACAGUCAAAACAUUUCAGGAAAUAUGAAAAAACUUUUUUUAUAUAAAUAUACAUAUAUAUAUAUAUACACACACACACACACACACACACACACACGAUCAGAUAUGCUACUGAGCAUGCUCGGAUCCAUUUGGGUAUCAGACACUGACCCACAGACCAGAGACCUGAUCAGAUCUGACUCAGGUCCUGGAUCAGGUCACAUCAGGACUGAAUCGACCUGUGAAGACCACUACAGUAAAGGGAGGUUACGUUAAAAAUAAUAGCUCCACAGAGUGUCCUGAUACUGAAACAUGAUGGCCAGAGUGGAGAGUUUGUUAGUUAAAUUCAUCUUCGACUGUCUUCAAUGUCACAAACCAUCAAUUAAAACAUAAAAUAGUUUUGGAUUCACCACAAUCCAGUAUGUUAAAAAUGUAAAAUAAAAGCUUUCUUCAGUGUGUUUGUCCACAGGGGGGCGCUGCUCUGUGUCUCCAACAUCUUUGUAAUGUAACAUUUACUGUGAACGAGGUGUUCAGGUACGACUGUGUUCUUUAAGAUGUUUGUACUACUGUCGACAUGUCGCACAGACUGAACCUCACAGUUUUAUUUAACAAACUUAUGAUGGGAAGGCUGCAGCAUGGGACUGCAGCUUCCUGCAAUGAAACAUGCAACACCUGUUAAUCUGUAACUUAGACAGUGUAUGGAAGCCAACACACCUCCAACACGCCUUCAACACGCUUUCAUCACGUCUCCAUGUUCUGAUGCUAAUCUGAUGCUAGGUUUUCAAAUUGAUGCAAGCUGUGUUAAACAACAGAAGAUUCUAAGGACGUUUAGUCACGUUUCAGUGAUGCAAACAACAGUAUAUUUUGAAAUUAUUUUUAGACCUAAGAUUAAUUAUAAUUAACAAUAAAACCAGUUCAGUCACUUACAGUAAACCAAGGGAACAGCUCUAACCAGAAGACCAACACUAAGUACAUUAAGUACAAUUUUUAAUUGUAUUAAAAAACAUUUAAGUCCUUGACCUUAAAUCAUCUCACUAACAGAAGUCUGAUUGUUCAAUGUCAUGAUCUACAAGAUAGAAUGAAGUAUCAGGGCCACAGCUAGGAAUAAAGUUGAAUUAUUUUAAAAAAAAAAGUCAUAAUAUUGUGCAAAUAUAGUUGUAAUAUUCUGGGAAGUAAGUUGAAAUUGUAAGGAAAAAAUCUAAAUAUUUUGAAAAAAGCCACAAUGUUAUGGGAAAAAAGACAUCUGUUGUUUAAAUCACCUGAGAACCUCUCAGAUCUCACCUGUAACCAGAAUUUGUCUCAGUUUAUGCCUUAAUCAUGCUUCUAAUGAUUUUCUCUCUGUGUAGCUGUGAUGAUGUGUUGACAUACGCGCGUACAUGUGCGUACCUGUAUGAACUGUUAUGUGACGCUGUGGAUAGGUGACUCCAUGUCCUCCAUGACGGUUUGUGGUGUUUGCGGUCUGGUGCAGGUGUGGUGGCCACUAAAGUUCGGAAACACAAGCGUGUCCGUCCUUACCGAAGGGUGGCGACCACAGACCGAGGUUAGUUCGCCUUCUAAUUUAUAAAACACUAUGUUGAUGUGAAACCGCUGUCUGUGUCCACACUGACAGAGUCUCCAGGUGGUUUUAGCUGAGAGCUCUGUCCACAGUUAAACACCUGAACAACAGAAAAACAAUUAAAUCUCUUCAUCUUCAAAGUAUUUUCAGUUAAACAAUAGAACUGCAUCGCAGCCGACCAAACUGAUUUUAUGAUAACAAACUCAUCUGACAGAAUCAACAUACAUACACAUUGAUGACAACAGCUGUGUGACCGGAUAUAUUGCCGUUUAAAAUGAGUGACCAUUAAAGUGCCCGGAUGGCUGAACAUUUAAAGUGCUACCACAUUAAUGCAACAUCUCCGGUUUGAAUUCAUCCGGGGGGUUUUUAUGUUUUGGGGAGAAAAAUUUAGUCUGAACGGUGGCUGAAGCUAAGAGAAAAAGAUGCAUGUUUGCAUUUAACUGGCUUGAUGUGGAUGUAUUCUCAGUAAAUAUGUUGUCUUAAACACAAAAACGUCAAGGAAAAAGUGAAACAUUAAACUUUACUUGCAGCAUGUUUGCAUUGUGGCUGCCUGUGUACUUUCUGUGUAACUGCAGCAUUAAGAAGUUAAUCCACAAGGGGGCAGAGCAGAGCCGCAUCAUCACUGUUCAACACAUAAUGUAACCAAACAGAGAAAAUAAGUGUUUCCAUCCACCUGUUUUAUUUACGUUUUCCCUUUGCACAUAAAAAACCUUAGUGGAAACAAUGGACAUUUAUAAACAAACUGAUCCACUGUAACAGUGACUGUGUGGAUAAAGCCCAAAGUAAAACAGAGAGGAAAAUACCAGAUCUGUGUGAAGCGAUGAGGAGACUGGAACCUUCCUCACAUU